AUGGCUUCCAAUACAAUUCCUAGUCCUGCUUCGGAGACUGCUGCUCCUGGCAAGUCCGACUCUUCUCAAAAACCCAAUGCUGCCUCCCCAGCUCGUCGUUCGCGGCCUCCAAGGCCCAACUACCGACACAUCCAUCGCUUCCCCUUCCCGGUUGAGGUGCAUCCUCUCCCUCCUCUCAUCCCCCAUAACCCUCUCUCGCUCGUCAGUGUACUGCUUUCCUACCUGACGUACUUUAUUUCUCCCCCUCACCAGGAAGUCUACUCUGCCUACUUUGACUCUGCCACAUCCUCGGUCCAUGUCACAGACCCUAAGGCUAUAAAGGCGCUAUGGGAGAUGGGUUUCUUUGGUAAGGGAACCUUGAGUCGAAGUGAGCCGAGCUGGCUUGAGCGUGAGAAGAAGAGACGAGGAUUACUUGGGGGAAUGACUAGCGAAGAGGUUACACGACAGCGGCGGACGGAACGCCGCGAGUUGAAACUGGAGCGCGCGAGGAUGGAAAAGCUUGCCAUUGAGGAGAGACUCAAGGCCGAAGCGGCUGCCAGGGACGGCACCGCGACGUCAAACGAGCAGUCAUCCCUCUCACCCACUCCGAACAGUGGCUCUGACGGCGCAGUAUCAACUACGGAGAAGUUCUCCCUAAGAAAAGCACGGGAAGCCAGGGAAGCCAAGCUCCUUGAGUCACAACGUUCAGUAUCACAAGACGGCAUUGCACGCACCCCUAACUCCGCCGGAAAGCGGUCACCUAGUGGCAGCAAAACUGUGCGGUUUUCUCCGGUUGUUCAAGCCAAGGAGUUUGCUUCUGAUUCGGCUAUCUUGAGCUUGCCAGAAACAUCUGCGGAUGGAAAUGUGCACGGAGGUAAGGCGGAUGAGGAGCCGGAAUUAAAUAAUGAAGAGCAUCUUCAAUUAUCCAACGAAGAGGCCUUCUUUCUUGCAUAUGGGCUGGGUGUCUUGCGUGUUCGCGAUGAUACUCGCAAAACCGAGAUUCCUACAUCUUCUCUGCUGCCAUUAUUAUGUCGACACUCCUACUUCCCUCCUAGAGCCCCGUCAGCGGAUCUCACGCCGGACGACCCAUUCAUGAUAUCAUAUGUUGUGUACCACCAUUUCCGUUCUUUGGGGUGGGUUGUGCGCUCCGGAGUGAAGUUCGGUGUGGACUACAUUCUCUACAACCGUGGUCCGGUCUUCUCACAUGCUGAGUUUGCUGUCGUGGUCGUCCCAUCCUAUGGCCAUGGCUACUGGUCUGAAACGGCCGAGCGCAAGGCCCAGUGUGAGGAGAAGACAGCGCGCAGUUGGUGGUGGCUGCAUUGUGUCAAUCGAGUCCAAGCCCAGGUGAAGAAGAGCUUGGUGGUAUGCUACGUGGAAGUGCCUCCACCAACGUCUUACGAGCUUGAUACACCCUCGGAAGAGGAUAUUGGUUCGAUGUUGUCUCGUUAUCAAGUCCGGGAAAUGGUUAUUCGAAGAUGGGUCCCCAAUCGGACUCGGGACUGA
Aspergillus luchuensis is the source of this 1482-nucleotide messenger RNA. It is a transcript of the gene sen2, whose product is annotated as tRNA splicing endonuclease subunit SEN2. The record is from RefSeq and is a predicted model, not a curated record. Bases 1 to 1482 code for a protein of 493 amino acids. Lineage: Eukaryota; Fungi; Ascomycota; Eurotiomycetes; Eurotiales; Aspergillaceae. Gene Ontology annotation, cellular component: tRNA-intron endonuclease complex. Gene Ontology annotation, molecular function: nucleic acid binding; tRNA-intron lyase activity. The transcript has a single exon. Gene Ontology annotation, biological process: tRNA-type intron splice site recognition and cleavage; tRNA splicing, via endonucleolytic cleavage and ligation.